Cavia porcellus (domestic guinea pig) is the source of this 2263-nucleotide messenger RNA. It is a transcript of the gene Mrpl30, whose product is annotated as mitochondrial ribosomal protein L30. Bases 394 to 933 code for a protein of 179 amino acids. Lineage: Eukaryota; Metazoa; Chordata; Mammalia; Rodentia; Caviidae. The transcript is spliced from 6 exons. Gene Ontology annotation, molecular function: structural constituent of ribosome. Gene Ontology annotation, cellular component: mitochondrion; large ribosomal subunit. The record is from RefSeq and is a predicted model, not a curated record. Gene Ontology annotation, biological process: translation.
UCUCGGCUUCCGCUUUGUGCGGAAGUGCAGGCUGGACAUUUAGCGGGUGCUGGUGAGUGGCGUGAGUCGCUGAAAGUGAAGCAUUUUACCUCCAGAGACUGCGUGUCUGUUUUCCCUCUGCUCUAGGCUGGUAGAUUUCCCCUGUUGCUCUUCCGAGUUGGCGCAUCACAACUAGCUAAAAUAGGUCCUCAUCUGAGUUCCAUCUCUGACUCCUGGAAAGUCAUCGACAGAUCCGGCGACCUUUUCCAGGACUCCUGGGCCGCUUUCUUGGAGCUCUAGACGGAGUCACAGCACUAGAGCUGCGCAAGUACCUGCCUGUCCAUUUCGGAACACUGCAUCAUCGGAUCUGUUCUCUGCUUCUUCCAGCCUCUGCAGACAAAUAAUUACUACACUAUGGCAGGGAUUUUGCGCUCCGUGGUUCAGGGGCUGCUGGGAAGGCGACAGACAGUGACAAAAGGUGUGGACUGUCUCAUGGGUACAAAUUGGAUUCGUCACAAAUUUACCAAGUCAAGAAUUCCAGAUAAAGUGUUUCAGCCUUCGCCUGAAGAUCAUGAAAAAUACGGUGGGGACCCACAGCACCCUCACAAACUGCACAUUGUUACCAGAAUAAAAAGUACAAAAAGACGUCCGUAUUGGGAAAAAGAUACAAUAAAGAUGCUUGGAUUAGAAAAAGCCCACACUCCUCAGGUUCACAAGAAUAUCCCUUCAGUAAAUGCAAAACUGAAAGUGGUUAAGCAUCUGAUAAGAAUCCAGCCCCUGAAGCUGCCGCAAGGACUUCCCACAGAAGAGAACAUGGCUAACACAUGCCUCAAGAGCACUGGGGAAUUGGUGGUACAGUGGCAUCUGAAGCCCAUGGACACCUGUAACACCAGCACUCAGGGGGCUGAGGCAGGAGGAGCCUUGCAAGCUGAAGGCCAGCCCCAGGCUACAUAGUUCAAGGCCAGUGUAAAUUACAGAGUAAGACCUUGACUCAAAAAUACCAAAAACCCUCUGUGGAGCAGGAAACAAGUCCUGAUGCCUCAGAGCAUCAUAUUUAAAAAAUAUGCAAAUUAUGUUUAUUAAAAUUGAUGAGAAGCUGGGUGUGGUGGUACACGCCUGUAAUCCCAGCAUUCAGGAGGCUGAGGCAGGAGGCUCACCAUGAGUUUGAGGCCAGCCUACAUUACACAGUGAAAUCCUAUCUCAAAAAAGAAAGUUGAUGAGAAAAUUUUUUCAAUAAAAUAUAUUUUAGGGUCAGGGAUUUAGCUCAGUGGCAUAAGUGCCAGGCUGGCAAGCACAAGCUCAUGACUUCAAUCCCUGAUACCUAAAAAAAAAGAAUUAAAAAUAAAAUAUAUUUUCAAUGUCAGUCAUUUUUACUGACUAAACCUACCAUGAGCCUUCCUAACUAUAUAGACUUGGAGUUUUGAUGUUAUUGCUUUAGUGUUUUCUUCUUUUCCUCUAAGUGUAACUCCGAAUAGGUAAGGAUGGCAUUGUUUGAACAUCUAGAUUUAGGUCUACUGAUCCUUAGCAAUUGUCAGCAACUUUUCCUACAAGUUGUUUUCUCAUUUAAGGGAAUUCCACAAAUUUUGAGUAGGUUUUAGUCCAUUUUGUAUUGCUGUAGUAAAACACCUCAGCUUGCAUACUUUAUAAGGAAAAGGGGUUAUUUCGGUUCCCAGUUUGGGACAAUGAAAAGCCCACGCUGCUGGGACAUCCACACCUGGUGAGACCCCUGUGCUGGGAGGUGGCUCCACAGCCUGAGGGCAGGCAGUGAGGCCCCAAGCCAGAGCUGUGAGGGAGCCACUGAGCUCCCAGCCUUCCCAGGGCCGAAGCCACUGACCAGCACCUGCCACCAGGCCAGCAGUCCCUGGACCAGACCCCAUCUGACCCCAUCGGCCCCUGGACCUCUGAGCUGUGUUGGGGAAACGCGAGGCUGGCGAACGCAGCCCCUUGGGGAGCUCACAGUCGGUUCUCUGCGGCCAGAUCUCUGCUCCUUGGUGUCUGCAAAUACAGACUUGGACACAACUUCCCGUCUUCCCUAAUCUUAACACAGAAAUAACAUUUAUUUUCUAAAUGUGAAUCUGAUUUGGCCUACAGUUCAUUAUUGCCUGCUGCCUGGGCAAAACACACUCAGCUCUGUAAAUUUUUUUUCCUCACUGAACAAGGGUGUGAAACAAGCAUUUUCAAGUUACUUAAAACCAGAUUGUCAUUCUGUUUUGAACUCAAAAUGGGUUUUGAGCUCAAAUCUCAACCGUUGAGCUUGCUAUGUAAAAGAAAAUUCGGAAAUCUG